UGAUAUCACCAAUGGCUUCCAUGGCAAGCGAGACUAGACAGGAGAGGGUGAGGACUAGCGUUACAUUGGCUGAAGGGACACCUACUGUAGACGGCCAACAUGGGAAGAAUAGCUGGUGGGUGGAUCUUCAGUUUGAAUGUGUGGACCCAGAUGAAAGUGAUGGCAGGAGAUCGCUUAAUGGGGGAUCCAUCGAUAUAGCCAGUGGCACCUGCAACAAUGCAACCAACGACCAACCCGACAAUGAUACUCGCAUUCUUAAGGAAUGGGGAUCCAAAAAGUUCAACGAGCUACAAAUAUGUUAA
This is a messenger RNA of Acaulospora colombiana, 302 nucleotides long. Lineage: Eukaryota; Fungi; Glomeromycota; Glomeromycetes; Diversisporales; Acaulosporaceae. The record is from the annotation of a GenBank genome assembly.